This is a messenger RNA of Gamsiella multidivaricata, 1847 nucleotides long. RefSeq lists its product as uncharacterized. The transcript is spliced from 4 exons. Lineage: Eukaryota; Fungi; Mortierellomycota; Mortierellomycetes; Mortierellales; Mortierellaceae. The coding region runs from base 202 to 1716 and encodes 504 amino acids. The record is from RefSeq and is a predicted model, not a curated record.
CUCCACACAAACUAAGAAAAAAAAAAGUUCCUACCCCACGUCUGCUUCCUUCAUUGCCAGACCGGGUUAUCGAUACCAAUACAAUGUGCGAAGUAUAAAAAGGAACACAUCGUGGCACUUUUCUUCUUUUUUCUUCAGAUUCAUAUCUCCACUUGAUCCCCCAUACACCCUUCCCCUCUUCCCACUCCUUCCGCCCCAAACAUGAAGUUCUCCUUGAAGGCCGUUGCCUUGGGCGCCCUGCUCGCCACAACCAUUGCUGCUGCUCCUGUUGAUGUUGAAAAACGCGAUGCAGCCUCAGAUCGUAUCGGUGCUUGCUUUGUCGGCCUCAUCUUCACUGGUGCCUGGCCCGGUAGCUGCCAAGCUGCUGUCGCUGUCAACCUUGGCUUGAUUCGCAGCAUUGCUGUCAACCAAAUGUCCAUGGACUUUACUCCUGCCAACCCCUGGGCUCCUACGACCUCGUCCAACAGCAUUGUUGCCACGAUGAUUUCCAUCCCCGGUAUCACCCUUCCCAUCGACUCGGUCCGCCAGCACAUCAUCAUCGCUGAUAAUGGCGUCCAGAUUGGUAACAUUGAUACCCCUUGGAGUGCCGCCAGCGUCAAGGGAGGCCAGUUGAGCACAUCCUUCACGAAAUCGACCUUGAACGUCUUCCCGAACUCGCAUGCCGCCUUCUCCAGCUUCAUCAGCUCCAUUUCGACCAAGGCCUCCCACCCUGUGACUCUCCAGGGCUCCGUGGACGCGAAGUUGAACCUCGGAAUCUUUGGUCACCUCACGAUCCCUGGCAUCGGUUUCAAGGCCACUACGCCCUUUGCGGGACUGAACGGCCUCAGCAAUACUAAAUACGUCUAUCUGAUCGACGUUCUUCUGGGUGAAAAAUUCGUCGACCUGACCUCGGUCAUCAACAUCAACAACCCAAGCAAGCUCACCCUGUCGCUCGGUGAUGUUCAGUUCAGCACUGCCUCCGACAAGGGUUUCGUUGGUAUCUCAACUGUCAGGAACCUGGUCCUCGUUCCCGGCGACAACUACGUCCUUUCAUACACCGCCUUGGACAACUCCGUCCAGGCCGCAAACGACUUCAUGUACGAUAUCCUGUUCGCCGCCUCCUCUCUCUACAUGAGCGGCUACAAGGACACCUCUGCCAAUGUUGCCCUGAACGCCGGUCUUGCCGUUGUCAAGACCUCCUUGGUCAUCCCUGAAAACUUCCAAGGCUUGACCACGUCCCAGCCUCCAUACAAGGACUGGUCUGUCAAGAUCCUGCCCACGACUAAGACCGACAAGCUUAUCGAGAUCACUGCCACGUUCCAGUCGCCCUACUAUGGUCACGCUAUCAAUAUGGUCUUCGAUAACGAGGCUGGCAUGGAUAACUACGCCACCAUCACUGCUGCUAUUCCUAGCGUUGCGGAUAUGCGCUUCUUCAGCUUCCAGAACUAUGCCAAGUUCUCGGUUUCCGGCAAGGACACCGUCAAGGUCAGCUUCAAGGCGGCAAUGCCCGGUCCCUUCACUGCUGAUGUCAGGAACAAAUGGCAACAGUUGGUCAACUAUGGAAAGACCAACGGCCACAUCCCAAUUGACUUCAUGUGGCUCCCUACCAUCAACCUCGACAACGACGGCAUCGGACACCAGGUCGACUGGUCCAACCAGUUCUUGGGUCUCGGUGAGGUUAAGGUUGCAGUCGGCUCUGACUUUGCUUCGGUCCUUGACGCGUACCCUACUGCUUAAAGACGACUCUCCCUUAAUUUGCAAACGUAAUAUUCGCAUGCACACAUUCAACUAUUUCGCCCAUCCCCCUUUAGUUCCUCUAUCUAUAAUUGUUAGAGGUAGCAUAGCAAUAAAAACCACUUUUACCAAGC